UGGUCAGCAGCUCUGAAUGACCUCAGCGCUGCUCCCUCCGCACCGGCACCCUCCGCUCUGCUGCAGUAUAAAGUCUGCUGUUCGUCCUCAGCCUCCACCCUCCGGACCCAAACACACACAACUUGUACCUGAACUCACACCGAGGUAAAAAGAAAAAAAAGAAGACAAAUGACAAUGACCGACCUGGAGACCUCGAUGGCGACCAUCAUCGCCGUCUUCCAGAAGUAUUCGGAAAAAGAAGGAGACAAACACAAACUGAAGAAGAGCGAGCUGAGGGAUCUGCUUCACGACGAGCUGCCGGAUCUGAUGGGGCAUGUGAAAGACCAGGCCACGCUCGACAGCCUGAUGGAGAGCCUGGACACCGACGGCGACGCCGAGUGCGACUUCCAGGAGUUCAUGACAUUCAUCUCCGUGGUGACCGUCUGUUGCCACGAGUUCUUCGAGCAUGAGGACGAGUGAAGGAGGAGGAAGAGGAGGAGGAGGAGGAGGGGGAGGAGGCGAGCGGGGAGACAAAAAGGGGGAGUUACAGUAAAUUAUAAAGGAGAAGAAGAAGCCUAGCAACGCACAACCUGCGGGUGCCGUCGACGCAACGCAGGCUGGGAAACACUCGACUCCAGCCAGCAGCAUUAGUGCUGCUGGCUCCAACAGUCCACACUAGCAGCUUAAACCAGCCGUUUGACUCCAGUCUAAACAUGUAGGUGACUCUUAAAGUCACAACAGCCACUUUAAAAACUAGCCACGGAUUUCUAAAAGCAGUUUCUUUCACGACAUUUUGCACGUCAGACGCCGGCUGGCUGCAGAAAUUUGCAAGUUUUUGUACUCUUAAACAGCCACUUUAGCACAAAUCCCAUUCUACAAAUCAAACAACCGAGGAGCUACAUUUAGGCCACCAAUGUGUGCAAACUAUCAAUCCAUAAUUUUAGUUUUUUUCUGGUGAAAAGGGCCAGUAAGUUUGUCAGCACUUCCCAUGAUAACCACUUUGUUUAAGAGAUUGUGGCUCAUAUAUUUCACAUGUGGAUAUAUGUUGCUCGAGCAGCCUGCAGCGAGACGUUUUUGUCAGAUCUCGUAGCCACUUUGGCCACCAAUUAUUUCAUUUGCACGUAAGCAUAUCUGGGGACAAAAAGCCGGUGCAAAUCUACCAUAUCCAAAAUUCAUCAAGUAAAAAUUCCACCACAAUUUUCCCGACAUUUUUCGCCAACACAGAAAUCAUGUCGUAUUAGUCCCACGCAAAUAUCCGCUUUUAAAUGAUUUGGGGUUGCUUUUAGGGUUUCUUCUUUUUACUGCGUCUUUUUUUCUGCUUCCUUUUCAAGUCAAGAAAUAUGGAGGCUUUUGAUUGGAGGCGGUAAUUUAAGGCCUAGUCCACAUGUACACGUUUUUUGUUUUUUGUUCUAUUCGUUUUGGCCUUUUGGCCACAUGCAAACUUUUGCUUUUUAGGUAACUUAAAAGCAACAUUUUGCAAAAAUGGUAAAGAUUUUCAGAAACUGUUUUCAGUGUGCAAAUACUCACUCAAGUACAGAUGCUCGGUCAGUGGCACACAUUUAAACUAUAACGCCCUGGUGCUCCUCCAGCGUUAGUUCGGAGGCUCAGGGGCGCUGUGUUUUUUUAACCUCUUUAAAUGCAUUGUGACUUUUCAAAAUAAAGUCAGGACGUGUGUGUACUUCCUGAGGUUCAGGCAACAAAAGCAUGUGUUAGGUUUAGGAAACAAACAUCAGGAUACUACAAAUACUAGCACACUACCAGUAAAGCAGGAACGACGGGCCCUCGUGCACGCUCUUAUGACGGCCCUCGUGCACGCUCUUAUGACGGCCCUCGUGCACUCUAUCGAGUACAUAUCAUUUAGUCAUAUUAUCAAAUCCAGACUGGACAACCUCAGCAUGCAUACUGACCAUAGUCUGUCUGUCCAGAUGAGCCCCCGCUACGCUCAAGUAACGCUAAAAUAUUCCAGAUACAGACGCUGCCAUCGUGCACCGGUGGCGUCAUUCGGAGCCAGAGUCUGCGCGGAGAGUUCCCGCCAAAACAGCCGCCUGUCCAAAGGCGAGCAGCGACAUUGACUGCAGGCGCACAGAUUGGCUGUCGCAGCUGCUUUUUGCAGAACCGAAUAACUGAAUAAAACCAAACUUAUCGUAAAAACGCCUGAACAAACAUCGGAGUGAUGAGAACUACCUUCAGCGUGAGAAACUAUCUUUGGAAAAAAAAUGCGGCGUGUACUUUGAGUUUUUAGUUUGGCCUACUCACUAACAUGGAGGGGCGACAUUCAAAAAUUACAUUUUGGGGGAACUGACAUGUUGUCCAUCUGUAUAUACUAUCUCUAAUAAUGGCCAUAUAUAAAUGACAAAAAUAGCAGAGAAAAUCUGAAAUGAUUUGUUAAAUUCAUUUUUUUGUCUUGUGCAUGUUUGGUUAUAGAUUUCUACGGACUAUUUUACGAUAUAUCACAGUGCGUCCGAUACGCCGUCUUCUUCUUCGCUGGCUUUAAUUACAGUCCUAUCGUUGCCCGUUUUUCUGGCGAGCUCUUGGCAGCGCUUCAGUUGUGUUUUUGCAUUUUUAUUUGGAUUUUUUUUUUAAAGGGGAAGAAAAACCUGUAUUCAUGUGGACUAGGCCUCAUUUACACCGGAUCCCCUGGUAAUACGAGUCCAGCUCAUAAACGGCCUUCAAUGCACCUGUUUGUUUAAAAAACCUGUUGACUAUCAAAUCUUAGAAGUGACUUGUAAGUUUGGUCUUUGGCUAGUAAAAGUUUGAAAACGGCUUGUGAGUUUUAGUUCAUCUAGAGGCCACUUUAUAGGAGCUGACCAACUUUUAGACAAAAUCCUAAAAAUCUAGCUGACUAUCAAAUACUGAGUGAUUCGUAGUUUAGUCUUCACGUUAAUAAACUGUAAAAUAUUGAAAACUGCUUCUGAGUUUUUUACAUUAGCGUCCAGUUUGGUAGAAAACUUUCUUUUGUAGGUCUUUUUGGAGACGCUUCAUAGUUGGUAGACAAGUAAUCAAUUAUUUGAGUCAUUUCAAAUGUGUAGCUGGCUGCUAAAAUAAUCAUAUAAUUUUCCUAAUUAGUGGCCACGAUUGUCUUUAGGAAACUAUUCAGCCUGCAAGAAUAGAAAAUACAGUUUCACACUCAUGCAAAGAGCUUAUGACGAUAGGUAUGAACAUGUUUGUUGCAGCAGGCGGAGCACUUUUGUUUUUGAUGAUGUGUAUUUUGAAACGCUGAGCGCUGGUGUGUUUGGAUGUCGGCGAUAUGACAUUAAAUUAUCGAUGUGUGA
Plectropomus leopardus (leopard coralgrouper) is the source of this 3251-nucleotide messenger RNA. Lineage: Eukaryota; Metazoa; Chordata; Actinopteri; Perciformes; Serranidae. The record is from RefSeq and is a predicted model, not a curated record.